Momordica charantia (bitter melon) is the source of this 1963-nucleotide messenger RNA. The record is from RefSeq and is a predicted model, not a curated record. NCBI's taxonomy places the organism in Eukaryota, Viridiplantae, Streptophyta, Magnoliopsida, Cucurbitales, Cucurbitaceae.
UCUCUUUAUAAAAGUACAAGAUCAAAACGAAUAUUUUGACAAUAUAAAGACUAGUAUAGAGAAUAAUAUAAAUCAAAAGUAAAAAUAUAUGGAUCAAAGUAAACAUGUUAAAAGUACAAGACCGCACUAGUAUUUUAACUCUAAUUUGUUUACUUGUAUUAGGAAUAAAUGAAAGUAGACAUAGGAUUGAGUACGGGGAUGAAAAUGAGUGGGGCAAGAAAGAAAUGGGAGUGCAAAACUUGUACGAUCCUAGCUUAAUAGUAAAUAACAUCUACUUCGUCUGAGACGCUAAAACUCUGGUGGCUGCAAUUUACUGUACUAAGAAAAAAGGAAAGAAAUGGGAGGGCAACACAGUAAAAAAGCGUAUGCAUGGAGAAGAAAUAACGACCCCAUGAAUUAAGAAGGGAAGGCGAGGCCAAGGAAACCGGCAUCCCUCUCGCAGAUCCACAUUAACAUGAAACUGAACGUCUUUCUCUACUCAGACGAUCGAAAUUGAAUCCAAUUGUCAUCUCUAUAUUCCCCCAUUUCCAUUUCUCCCUUUGGAAGCCUCUCUCCUCGGUCCCUCUCUGUUUCUCCCGCUGCUCACCUUCAAUUUCAAAGGUAUAAAAGAUGGCAGAUACAGAGGACAUUCAGCCUCUCGUAUGUGAUAAUGGAACAGGAAUGGUUAAGGCUGGAUUUGCUGGGGAUGAUGCUCCCCGAGCAGUCUUCCCUAGCAUUGUUGGCCGUCCUCGUCACACCGGUGUGAUGGUCGGCAUGGGCCAGAAAGAUGCUUAUGUUGGUGAUGAGGCUCAAUCUAAGCGUGGUAUUUUGACACUAAAAUACCCAAUUGAGCAUGGUAUUGUGAGCAACUGGGAUGACAUGGAAAAAAUCUGGCAUCACACGUUCUAUAACGAGCUUCGUGUUGCGCCAGAGGAGCACCCUGUACUCCUAACUGAGGCUCCUCUUAACCCCAAGGCUAACCGUGAAAAGAUGACCCAAAUCAUGUUUGAGACCUUCAACACUCCUGCCAUGUAUGUGGCUAUUCAAGCUGUUCUCUCACUAUAUGCCAGUGGUCGAACAACUGGAAUUGUGUUGGACUCUGGGGAUGGUGUGAGCCAUACAGUCCCCAUAUAUGAGGGUUAUGCUCUCCCACAUGCCAUUCUUCGACUUGACCUUGCUGGCCGUGAUCUUACUGAUAACUUGAUGAAAAUUCUGACGGAGCGUGGAUAUUCGUUCACUACCUCAGCAGAGCGUGAAAUUGUGAGGGAUAUGAAGGAAAAGCUUUCAUAUAUUGCCCUUGACUAUGAGCAGGAACUCGAAACUUCCAAAACCAGCUCCUCAGUUGAAAAGAGCUAUGAGUUGCCUGAUGGGCAAGUCAUCACCAUUGGCUCUGAGCGUUUUAGAUGCCCGGAAGUGCUUUUCCAGCCAUCCAUGAUCGGAAUGGAAGCAGCAGGCAUUCAUGAAACCACAUAUAAUUCUAUCAUGAAGUGCGACGUUGAUAUCAGGAAGGAUCUGUAUGGCAACAUUGUACUUUCUGGUGGUUCGACCAUGUUUACAGGCAUCGCUGAUAGAAUGAGCAAGGAAAUCUCCGCACUCGCUCCGAGCAGCAUGAAGAUUAAGGUGGUGGCACCUCCAGAGAGAAAAUACAGUGUCUGGAUUGGUGGUUCUAUCUUGGCCUCUUUGAGUACCUUCCAGCAGAUGUGGAUUGCAAAGGCAGAGUAUGAUGAAUCUGGGCCAUCGAUUGUGCACAGGAAAUGCUUCUAAAUGACAAGAAACAGAACGGCUAAGACGUGGGAGUACUGUUUUAUGUCUCGGAAUGAAAGGCUACAGCCUUUUUCGUUCUGGCUUUAUUAUCCUUCUUUAUCGUUCUAAUGUUUAAGUAAUUGAUUUCAAGAAGGUAUUGGAGUUGGUUUCCGAGACAACACCAUUCUUUUAUUAAUAUUUGUGUCAUCGCCUUCUGCUCUAAUCAAAAUUGUUCUCGUAA